CGAGGGGCCCCGAGUCCUCGGAGCCGGGGCUGCCUGUCGGGCUCUCCGUGCGUCUUGCCUAGAGCUCCGAGCGGGGCGCGACGGAGGGCAGAGCCGCGAGUCUGCGUCCUCUCGCCGGCAGGAGGCUCAGCGCCGAAGCGCCGGCUUCAGCCCGGGGCGCCGAGCCCGGCAUCCGCCCCCGCCAGCCGGCAGCCGGCGCAGACAUGGGCGCGCGGGAUUGCGCGCCGGGCCGCGGGAUCCGCAAAGUUUGCUAGCCGGCUGGGCGCGCAGCCGAGGGCGCAACCGGGAAUCGGGGUGUGGAGCGGCGCCUGCGGAUUCGGCGUGAGGGCUGCGGAGCCGAGAGGGGAGGCUCGGCCCCGCCAGAUGCCGCCCGCAAAGUUGAAGAGAAGAAAACUUCGGCUCCAGGGAGAUUCGGACCUAAUGCUCACCUCGCCCCCCAAGCCACGCAACCCUGAAAGAAGCCCUGCACCCUCGCCCACCUCCGUGCUCGACUCGGAACAGGUCCCCGGGGCAGGGCGCGGGGGACCGCGGUGACUGCGUCGGCCGGGAGAACCCAGCCAGGGGGCGGGGAGGGCCAGGGGGCGGGCAACGUGGCCACGGAGGAAGUUUCCUGAAGUUGUCCGCUUAUUCCGGAGCCCGGCCAGCGACCUGGCGGGAUCGCGGAGGCCGCCCUGCCUGGGAGAAGUAGAAGUUGGGGUGCUAGGGGAGGAGGCUUUCCGAGCCCGAGAGGCAGACUUUGCCGCUUUUUCUUUGCUCUCCCUUCGCCUUCCGGGCGCGCUGCCGGGAUUGGACUUGGAUAGCAAAGGAGGAGGAGGAAGAAUUGGGGUCGCCAGUGCCGCUUCUCUGAGCACGGCAAACCCAAGCCCGGGACUCAGAGCUGCGUGACUGUCUCUCGGGACGAAGCUGCGGGCGGGGUACCGGACCCCAGUAGGAUUAUAAAGCAGCGCGGAGGAGGACAGGAUCCCGGAGGACACCCCCUCCUGACUGGACACCAUGUGGAGUCUGCUCCUCUGGACUUUGCUGGCUGUACAUCAGAUUCGCGUGAUCCGAGCCCAAGAUGACGUGUCCCCAUAUUUCAAGACGGAGCCUGUGCGGACACAGGUGCACCUGGAAGGAAACCGCCUGGUGCUCACGUGCAUGGCUGAGGGUAGCUGGCCACUGGAGUUCAAGUGGCUCCACAACAACCGCGAGCUGACCAAGUUCUCCCUGGAGUACAGGUAUAUGAUCACCAGCCUGGACCGCACCCACGCUGGCUUCUACCGCUGUGUUGUACGGAACCGGAUGGGGGCCCUGCUGCAGCGGCAGACGGAGGUCCAGGUGGCCUACAUGGGGAACUUCGAGGAGGGUGAGAAGUACCAAAGCGUUUCCCAUGGAGAAGCUGCUGUCAUCCGCGCCCCACGCAUUGCCAGCUUCCCUCGGCCGCAGGUGACCUGGUUCCGUGAUGGUCGCAAGAUCCCACCCAGCAGCCGCAUAGCCAUCACGCUGGAGAACACCCUUGUCAUCCUGUCAACGGUGGCUCCUGAUGCAGGCCGCUACUAUGUGCAGGCUGUUAAUGACAAGAACGGAGAUAACAAGACCAGCCAACCCAUCACUCUCGCCGUGGAGAAUGUCGGGGGUCCUGCUGACCCCAUCGCACCAACUAUCAUCAUCCCCCCCAAGAACACCAGUGUGGUGGCUGGGACGUCGGAAGUGAUUAUGGAGUGCGUGGCCAAUGCCAGGCCCCUAAUCAAGUUGCACAUCAUCUGGAAGAAAGAUGGGGUGCAGGUGUCCAGCGGCCUCAGCGACUACAACCGCCGCCUCACCAUCCCCAGCCCCACAGUCAGCGAUGCCGGCUACUACGAGUGCGAGGCUGUGCUGAGAAGCAGCAGUGUGGCCCCUGUGGUCCGGGGCGCCCACCUCUCCGUGCUAGAGCCACCUCAGUUUGUCAAGGAGCCAGAGCGACACAUCACCGCCGAAAUGGAGAAGGUGGUGGACAUUCCCUGCCGAGCCAAAGGUGUGCCGCCGCCCUCCAUCACCUGGUACAAGGACGCAGCUGUGGUGGAGGUGGAGAAGCUGGCCCGCUUCCGGCAGCGUGGUGACGGCGGCCUGCAGAUCAGUGGCCUGGUGCCCGAUGACACAGGCAUGUUCCAGUGCUUCGCACGCAAUGCGGCCGGCGAGGUGCAGACCUCCACCUACUUGGCUGUCACCAGUAUCGCCCCCAACAUCACCAGGGGCCCCCUGGACAGCACGGUGAUUGACGGCAUGUCAGUGGUCCUGGCAUGUGAGACCUCGGGGGCACCCCGGCCAGCCAUCACUUGGCAGAAAGGAGAGCGCAUCCUGGCCAGCGGCUCUGUCCAGCUGCCACGCUUCACCCUCCUGGAGUCGGGGAGCCUGCUCAUCAGUCCCACGCACAUCUCAGACGCCGGCACCUACACCUGUUUGGCUACCAACUCGAGGGGGGUCGACGAGGCCUCGGCAGACCUGGUCGUAUGGGCCCGGACUCGCAUCACCAGGCCUCCCCAGGACCAGAGCGUCAUCAAGGGCACACAGGCCUCCAUGGUGUGUGGAGUGACCCAUGACCCCCGGGUGACCAUCAGGUAUGUAUGGGAGAAGGAUGGAGCCACCCUGGCCACGGAGAGCAAUCCGCGCAUCCGCCUGGACAAAAACGGCUCCCUGCACAUCACGCAGACAUGGUCAGGGGACAUCGGCACGUACACCUGCCGGGUGCUCUCAGCUGGCGGCAAUGACUCCCGCAGUGCCCACCUGCGGGUCAGGCAACUGCCCCAUGCACCUGAACACCCGGUGGCCACACUCAGCACCACGGAGAGACGGGCCAUCAACUUGACCUGGGCCAAGCCCUUCGACGGGAACAGCCCUCUGAUCCGCUAUGUCCUGGAGAUGUCAGAGAAUAAUGCCCCCUGGACCACACUCCUGGCCAGUGUGGACCCCGAAGCCACCUCAGUGAUGGUCAAGGGCUUGGUUCCAGCUCGAUCCUACCAGUUCCGUCUUUGUGCCGUCAAUGAUGUGGGCAGAGGACAGUUCAGCAAGGACACUGAGAGGGUUUCCCUCCCGGAGGAGCCACCCACAGCCCCACCACAGAAUGUGAUCGCCAGCGGCCGGACCAACCAGUCCAUCAUGAUCCAGUGGCAGCCGCCUCCUGAGAGCCACCAGAAUGGCAUCCUCAAGGGCUACAUCAUCAGGUACUGCCUGGCUGGGCUGCCAGUUGGGUACCAGUUUAAGAACAUCACGGACGCUGACGUCAACAACCUGUUGCUAGAGGACCUCAUCAUCUGGACCAACUAUGAGAUCGAAGUGGCUGCCUACAACAGCGCCGGGCUAGGUGUCUACAGCAGCAAGGUCACUGAGUGGACGCUCCAGGGAGUUCCCACGGUCCCGCCAGGCAACGUGCAUGCAGAAGCCACCAAUUCCACAACCAUCCGCUUCACCUGGAAUGCCCCCAGCCCCCAGUUCAUCAAUGGCAUCAACCAGGGCUACAAGCUGAUCGCUUGGGAGCCUGAGCAGGAGGAAGAGGUUACCAUGGUGACUGCCCGGCCCAACUUCCAAGACAGCAUCCACGUGGGCUUCGUGUCAGGCCUGAAGAAGUUCACCGAGUACUUCACCUCGGUGCUCUGCUUCACUACACCCGGGGACGGGCCCCGCAGUAGCCCCCAGCUGGUGCGCACCCACGAGGACGUGCCGGGGCCGGUAGGACACCUGAGCUUCAGUGACAUCCUGGAUACUUCGCUGAAGGUCAGCUGGCAGGAGCCAGGAGAGAAGAAUGGCAUCCUCACAGGGUACCGGAUCUCCUGGGAAGAGUACAACCGAACCAACACCCGCGUGACCCACUACCUGCCCAAUGUGACCCUGGAGUACCGUGUCACUGGCCUCACAGCGCUCACCACCUACACCAUCGAGGUGGCUGCCAUGACCUCCAAGGGCCAGGGCCAGGUGUCAGCCUCCACCAUUUCCUCGGGAGUGCCUCCAGAACUCCCAGGGGCCCCUACCAACCUGGGCAUUUCCAACAUUGGCCCCCGAUCCGUGACCUUACAGUUCAGGCCUGGCUACGAUGGGAAGACCUCUAUCUCCCGAUGGCUAGUGGAGGCCCAGGUGGGCAUGGUCGGGGAAGGAGAGGAGUGGCUGCUGAUUCACCAGCUCAGCAACGAGCCAGACGCCCGCUCGAUGGAGGUCCCAGACCUCAACCCCUUCACCUACUACAGCUUCCGCAUGCGCCAGGUGAACAUCGUGGGCACCAGUCCACCCAGUCAGCCUUCUAGAAAGAUCCAGACCCUCCAGGCGCCUCCUGACAUGGCCCCAGCCAAUGUGACCCUGCGCACAGCGAGUGAGACCAGCCUGUGGCUCCGAUGGAUGCCUCUCCCGGAGAUGGAGUACAACGGCAGCCCGGAGUCAGUGGGCUACAAGAUCAAGUACAGCAGGUCAGACGGGCACGGCAAGACCCUGAGCCACGUGGUGCUGGACCGUGUGGAGAGGGAGUACACCAUCGAGGACCUGGAGGAGUGGAUGGAGUACCGCGUGCAGGUCCAGGCCUUCAAUGCCAUCGGGAGCGGGCCCUGGAGCCCAGUGGUGCUUGGCAGGACCCGGGAGUCAGUGCCGUCCUCUGGCCCCACCAAUGUGUCGGCACUGGCCACCACCUCCAGCAGCAUGCUUGUGCGCUGGAGCGAAGUCCCCGAGGCUGAUCGCAACGGGCUCGUGCUGGGCUAUAAGGUGAGGUACAAGGAGAAGGACUCGGACUCCCAGCCCCACUUCUGGCUGGUGGAAGGCAAUGCGUCUCGCAGCGUGCAGCUCACCGGCCUGGGCAAGUACGUGCUCUAUGAGGUGCAGGUGCUGGCCUUCACCCGCAUCGGUGAUGGCAGCCCCAGUCACCCCCCAAUCCUGGAGCGCACGCUGGACGAUGUCCCAGGACCACCCAUGGGCAUCCUGUUCCCGGAAGUGAGGACCACGUCAGUGAGGCUGAUCUGGCAGCCCCCUGCUGCCCCCAAUGGCAUCAUCCUAGCUUACCAGAUCACCCAUAGGCUCAACGCCACCGCAGCCAACACCGCUGCAGUGGAAGUGCUGGCACCAAGCGCCCGCCAGUACACAGCCACUGGCCUCAAGCCAGAGUCUGUCUACCUGUUUCGUAUUACGGCUCAGACCCGCAAAGGAUGGGGAGAGGCCGCUGAGGCCUUAGUAGUGACCACUGAGAAGAGAGACCGCCCUCAGCCCCCGAGCAAGCCCGUGGUGCAGCAGGAAGACGUGAAGGCUCGCAGUGUGCUAUUGUCCUGGGAGCCGGGCAGUGACGGGCUGUCCCCAGUGCGAUACUACACCAUCCAGACCCGUGAGCUGCCCAGCGGCCGGUGGGCGCUGCACUCAGCUUCCGUGAACCACAACACCUCCAGCUUCACCGUGGACAGGCUGAAGCCCUUCACGUCCUACAAGUUCCGAGUGAAGGCAACCAAUGACAUUGGAGACAGCGAGUUCAGCGAGGAGUCAGAGUCACUGACCACGCUGCAGGCAGCCCCUGACGAAGCACCCACUGUCCUCUCAGUGACACCCCACACCACCACCUCCGUGCUGAUCCGGUGGCAGCCACCAGCCGAGGACAAGGUCAACGGUAUCCUCCUGGGCUUCCGCAUCCGCUACAGGGAGCUGCUUUAUGAAGGGUUGAGGGGCUUCACUCUUCGAGGCAUCAACAACCCCGGGGCCAAAUGGGCAGAGCUCACCUCCCUGUACUCCAUGCGGAACCUGAGCCGGCCCAGCCUCACUCAGUACGAGCUGGACAACCUGAACAAGCACAGGUGGUACGAGAUCCGGAUGAGUGUGUACAACGCCGUGGGCGAGGGGCCCCUGAGCCCCCCGCAGGAGGUCUUUGUUGGGGAGGCAGUGCCCACGGCAGCGCCCCGCAACGUGGUCGUCCAUGGCACCACGGCCACACAGCUAGAUGUGACUUGGGAGCCACCCCCUCUGGACAGCCAGAACGGAAACAUCCAGGGCUACAAGAUUUAUUUCUGGGAAGCCCAGCGGCAGAACCUCACCGAGCGAGUGAAGACACUUUUCCUGGCUGAGAAUGGGGUGAAGCUCAAGAACCUGACCGGUUAUACUGCCUAUAUGGUCACUGUGGCGGCCUUCAAUGCUGCAGGGGACGGACCCCGGAGCACCCCUGUCCAGGGCCGGACGCAGCAAGCAGCCCCCAGCGCUCCCAGCUCGGUCAAGUUCAGUGAGCUGACCACAACCUCAGUGAAUGUGUCCUGGGAAGCCCCACAGUUCCCCAAUGGCAUCCUGGAGGGCUACCGGCUGGUGUAUGAGCCCUGCACCCCAGUGGAUGGGGUCAGCAAGAUUGUGACAGUGGAUGUGAAGGGCAAUAGCCCCCUGUGGCUGAAGGUGAAGGACCUGGCAGAGGGCAUGACCUACAGGUUCCGCAUCAAAGCCAAGACCUUCACCUACGGGCCAGAGAUCGAAGCCAAUAUCACCACGGGACCCGGAGAAGGUGCCCCGGGACCACCAGGAGUGCCGAUCAUCGUGCGCUACAGCUCUGCCAUCGCCAUCCACUGGUCCAGCGGAGACCCUGGCAAGGGGCCCAUCACCCGAUACGUCAUAGAGGCCCGGCCUUCAGAUGAGGGACUCUGGGACAUCCUCAUCAAAGACAUCCCUAAAGAAGUGAGCUCCUACACCUUCAGUAUGGACAUCUUGAAGCCAGGCGUAAGCUAUGACUUCCGGGUCAUCGCAGUCAACGAUUACGGCUUUGGCACCCCCAGCAGCCCCUCCCAGUCUGUGCCAGCCCAGAAGGCCAGCCCCUUCUACGAGGAGUGGUGGUUCCUGGUAGUUGUUGCCCUUGUGGGUCUCAUCUUCAUCCUGCUUCUGGUCUUCGUGCUCAUCAUCCGGGGCCAGAGCAAAAAGUACACCAAGAAGACAGACUCCGGGAGUAGUGCCAAGUCCGGAGGCCUAGGUCACGGGGAAAUGAUGAGCUUGGAUGAGAGCAGUUUCCCAGCCCUGGAACUCAACAACCGGAGGCUGUCUGUCAAGAACUCCUUCUGCCGGAAAAAUGGCUUGUACACUAGGUCCCCUCCACGGCCCAGCCCUGGAAGCCUCCACUACUCCGAUGAGGAUGUCACCAAGUAUAAUGACCUCAUCCCAGCCGAGAGCAGCAGUCUGACUGAGAAGCCCUCGGAAAUCUCAGACUCUCAGGGAAGUGACAGUGAGUACGAGGUGGACCCGAAUCCCCAGAAGGCCCACUCCUUUGUCAACCACUACAUCAGUGACCCCACCUAUUACAACUCCUGGCGACGCCAGCAGAAAGGCAUCUCGCGGGCCCAGGCUUACAGCUACACAGAGAGCGACUCUGGGGAGCCGGACCACGCCACUGUGGCCAACAGCAACAGCGCCCAGCAAGGGAGCCUCUUUCGGCCCAAGGCCAGUCGGACUCCAACGCCCCAGAACCCCCCUAACCCCCCAAGUCAGCAAAGCACCCUCUACCGUCCCCCGAGCAGCCUGGCCCCUGGCUCCCGGGCUCCAAUAGCAGGAUUUUCAUCAUUCGUUUGACGUCAGAAGAAGAAAAAAAGAACAAAAAAAGACACCAAACUCCUCCUUUACUGCUUCCUCACCGCCUGCCAGAAAACAAAAACACCAAGAAACUAAGUCAACUUUUCACCUCCUGAGUUUAUUUUUCUGAGAUUUCUGAGGGCCAGUAUAGUUGGCACUAAGAAGGAGGAAGGAAAGAAAAAAAGAAAAACCACAAGAGGACGGGUGUGACAGCAAUGGGUCAGCUUGGAGAUGGUGAGGUCCACUGCGAAGGCAGAGGACUCAGUGGGGUGGGUCCUUGGUCUAGAGAGGGAAGAAGGGAAGGCACAGGUCCAGCGCACUGGAGGUGGCAGUGGCUGAGGGCUGGGGAGCCUUCUGGACCCCAAGCCAACUGCCCACACGUUUCCCACGUGCGCUGGAUCCCAGCUUCUGGCCAUUCUCUUGCCAAAGGAUGGGUGUCCCCAGAGGCAAAGGGCACUUUUUCUCCUGCCCUGUCUCCUGGCAGGUGUUCCGGACCUUGCCCAGCUCCCUUCUCGGCCUCAGCAAGGCCGUGGCUCACCUCCUGGCUCACCUCCCUUGCUCAACUUCUCCACCAAGCGCCUGGUUGAUUUAGAAAAGGGAAAGACAACUAAGGGGUGAGAAGCUGCUUAGCAACUUCCUUGUUCCUGCGUAUUUUUAAAAUCGUGACUCCAUGGAAAAGGGCUGGAGGGCUAAAGAGAGUGCUCACACAGCCAUGCAGCCCAGCCCUGCCUCUUCAUGAGUUCAGUUCCAGAACACCAAGCAGGGGUGUGUUCUGGGGAACGCAAGUGUAGGGCAGCUGCCUGGCUGCAGCCUGGGCACAGCCAGGGUUAAUACCUUGCAGGAAGUCAGGAAGGACAGGAUGGAACUUGGACUAUUCUUUCUUCUGAUCCAGCUACCACCUGCCCCACAUUUAAACAAGGGAAAUGAGGAAGCUACAGCAAGGGGAUUUCAGCAUGGCUAGAUUGGGGAACUGGGCAGGUGAGGAUCACUAUAAAGGACACACAUCACUCUCCCCUGGAUAGAGACUUUCUAGCACUCAUUCAUAUGUGCACACACCCACUUCAAGGAAAUGGGCCUAGGAGUCCUCUGUAGGAGGAUUCAUACCUCCCCAGCAGCCUGGCACUUCCAGAUCUCUGUCCCUUUGCCUUUCCACCCAGAGCCUCUUAGCACACAGGCACCCGGGUGGUGGCCUAGUCCCUGGUCCAGAGGCCAAAGUAGCCACAGUGUGCCCAGUCUGCUCAGAACUGGGUUCAAAGAGUCAAAAGUCACCCCAAACCGCAGGGACAUCUUCCAGUUUGCACUCAGCUGGGCCAGAGCUAGGAGCAAGGAGGCCUGGGGCAAUCAGCAACCUCUGAGAUGCAUGGCCAGCCAGGCCAGGAGGGGUGGAUCAGAUGGCAUCUGGAGACGGAAAAGCUAACCGGAAGCAAAGCUUUUACAUGCACACAAUCUGCUCCAAGGAAUGUUCUUUAAAAAGCUGCUUCUGGUGGCCUGAUUUUCCCAUCAGCUUGAGACUUCCAACUCAAGGGUUAGGGAAGAGCCUUUUGGUCAGAUUCUCUGGGCUCUUUGAGGCCCCGGGGGACUCCAGCCAGUCCUGUGAAACUGGCCCGAGGCCCGUGCACUGCUGGGGAUGCACGGAUGGUUGCCUCUCUUAGCUGGGACCUGUGCGAUUCUGCAGAGGGCCCCAGCAGUGUUUCCUGGCAGUGCCCUGCAGCCCUGCCCUGGAGGAGGCCAGGCCCUGCUUAGAAGGAUGAGCAGGAGGGGUAGGGGUGGGAAAGUUGGUGAAUGGGUCACGGAAAAAGAGAGCCUGUUCCCCUGCCUGCUCGCCCCAAAUUUAUUAAGUCAUUGUGCGAAUGGUGACUGGGGAGAGAAGUCAAGGUCAGGCCCAGGAAAGGCUGCGGGGUGGCUUGCCCCAGUGCACUUCCCCCUGGGAAAUGAGAAUGCGGAGACUGACGCUGCUGCUGGAUGCAGACAGUGACUUCUCCCUAGGAUCGGCUUUCCCCUAAGGCAGGACAGGGGCUGCGUGUUCACUCCUCUGGAGAAGCAGGUGCUGGGGCCCUGAAGGCUGCUGCCCCCACCCCAGCAGCUGGCGUUGCCAUGGCAGCACAUCCGCAGCCUCACUGUGCUAUCCUGCUGCCCUGCCUUGUUUUCUUGUUCACUUUUUUUUUUUUUAACAACUUCAUCUUUUUCCUUCUCUGUGGAGUGUUUAACCAUUUAAGGAAGUUCCCAGUUUGCAUUAGGGAAAUAUUUUAACCCAACCCAGUGACAGAGUUUGGGGGAGGAAGCAGGAGUGAAUAGAACCAUUGUGUGUAUGUGUGUAUAUACUGCAUUGCACAUGAGGCCAGUGUUCCUCUGCCUUUAAUGAAUCACCUGGCGCACUACGUAUCUCCGUCCCCACGUCCCCAUGGGCCCCUGUGCUGACAGCCACAUGCUCAUGUGUGCACACACACACAGAUAUAAACAGAACACAUGCUCGUGUGUGUUUUCAAAGGGGCUUUGCAGAUCAUUCUGUAUCCUCCCAAAUAGGUACAUGUGGCUUAGGUGACAUGCACUUGGGUGUACUGGGGAUCUGUGACCAGAGAAGGUGAGGACAUUACAACCCAGAGCUCCUAGAGGAGCCCAGGAAGUGAUGCUUGGCCCAUGGUAAGAGCCCACCCCUUAGUCACUACCCACCUACAGUGUUCCUGCCACUGCCCCAGCCACAUCUGGGGACCCAGCUGAGUCUCCAGCUGUGGAACUCUAGGUUUGUUCAAAGGAAACAUCUUUUUGCCCCUGUUUACAUAUCUUCUGGGGCAAGGGAGACUCCUGGCACCUCCUCCUAGACACCUGUCCACAUUAGAAGGUUGUGCUGGGCACUGCCCAUGGAUCCUUGGGAGCCUUACUGGCCUUUGAUGUCCUGAGCCAUGAUGCCUGGACCCCUGCCUGAGUGGCUGUCUCAAAAGCAAGCUCAUACCAAGACACACCAGCCCCUUUGGUGGUACCUCACUCUGCCCCAGGGAAAUGUGGUGUACCACGAUUGGCACACCAGGCUGCUCUUUCUCCUCCUGACUCUGCCUCCUAGGUUCAUGGAGCUUUGCACACAGACUGCCAAGAUAAAUCAAAUAGAUGCUUGGGGUUCCAGAAGCACCUUCCUGCUAGGGUUCCAGGAAGCUUGCAGACCCAAGCUGCCUCCCCUUCGAUCCCCACCACCACCCUCAAACUGACACUGCCUGAGUCAGAGGAAAUGAGGCCACAGCAGGGCAGCCCUGUCCAGCACACAUGUCUCAAGGCCUUCUGAUGCUGCUCGAGCCUCCCAAGCAGCGCUUCUAAAGGUGCCAGAGCCUCACCGCAGGCUACUCUGGGCGGGGACUUCCCUCACCAACCCAGAGAGCACAGUGAGCCCAUGCUGGGUGAGGGGCCAGCAGGCAGGAGGGUGGAAGGGGGCCCUCUGAGCAGCUGCACCAGCUCCCGGGUGCCCCUGUAUGGUCCUGUCCAGGGGCACCCACCCCGAUCACAACCCUGCCUGCACACACAGGUGCACCAUUGGGACCACCUCCUGGUUUCCAUAAGAUAACCAAAAGCAUUUAAAUGUGUUACUUUUCCUCACCCAUAUAGACUGCUCAGACAAAAAUCAAUACAAAUCUUUAUUUUUUUUAUUUAAAAGAUAUAAUGACAAAUUAUGGGGAAAGUAUUCAUUAUGGCAGGUGUUGAACUGUAAGAAAAAAAGUAUAUAUCUAUAUGUCAUAUAGCUUGUUAGCAGGUUUAUUUUUUAAAUGAAAGGUUAAAAAAAGAAACUGAUUUGAAAUAUAUACCAUGAGAAGUCCCAUGUCCUGUCAAACUGUUAGUAUUUUAUAAAUAAACUUUUGUUUUAGAA
This is a messenger RNA of Cavia porcellus (domestic guinea pig), 11362 nucleotides long. RefSeq names its product sidekick cell adhesion molecule 2 (gene Sdk2). The transcript is spliced from 45 exons. Gene Ontology annotation, molecular function: protein binding. Lineage: Eukaryota; Metazoa; Chordata; Mammalia; Rodentia; Caviidae. Gene Ontology annotation, biological process: cell-cell adhesion. The record is from RefSeq and is a predicted model, not a curated record. Bases 994 to 7512 code for a protein of 2172 amino acids.